Homarus americanus (American lobster) is the source of this 2582-nucleotide messenger RNA. RefSeq names its product galactoside alpha-(1,2)-fucosyltransferase 2-like. The transcript is spliced from 9 exons. Gene Ontology annotation, biological process: carbohydrate metabolic process. Gene Ontology annotation, cellular component: membrane. The coding region runs from base 351 to 1907 and encodes 518 amino acids. Gene Ontology annotation, molecular function: galactoside 2-alpha-L-fucosyltransferase activity. The record is from RefSeq and is a predicted model, not a curated record. NCBI's taxonomy places the organism in Eukaryota, Metazoa, Arthropoda, Malacostraca, Decapoda, Nephropidae.
UCUUCAUGCUCGGUUCUCUCAUUCAAUCUCCAUCCUCCCUCCAGUCACACACUUUACCGUCUUUCUCACACGCCACACCUCGCCGUCAUCCCAAGAGAUCGUCUACACCUCCUCCAGCCACGUUCCCGGAUCAUGUUUCUUGAAAAGCAAAGCAUUUGAAAUUUAAGAUUUAUAAUCAAAGCUCUAAAACCUCUCGUGAGCAUGUGAAACAAGUUGCGGCAACCGUUGUAUUAAUACUUUUUAAAUAUUGAUAAUUGGAUUCAGAAAUAAUUAACAUAUUCGUUUCAUCAUCGUUUAUAAUGUGUAAUGUUCAGUCUUAAGUGUUAGUUCACGGUUCAGAAAUAUUAAAAAUGUCGAUUAAGAACGGCAGAUUAUUAUUUAUCUUAUUUUCGCUGGUCUUAUUUGUGAUAAUUAACAACGGACUAUUAUUAAAAUCGCGAGACAGAGUUACAGAACGAAACGCUGCAAAUUCAAUAAGUGAUAACAAAACACAACUAAUUUCGACACAGAAAACAACGCAAGAGUUAGAGAAAACGAAAUUAGAAGAUACAUCAAUGGUUGGCACAUCUACUGUGAAGGCGGAUGAAAACUUUAUUAAAAGCCAAGUAAGGGAAACUGACGAUGUUGAAGAAAAAUACAAUAAACCCGUCCGGUAUGUGAUGAACGUACUGGAGAAUAAAACAUUUGAAGGCGCGAAAGAUUUGAUUAAUAACUGGAUAAACUCGGUCCGGGAAUAUAAUACUAUAAAAGAUCUUCAAACCCAAGAAACUAAAGCAAAAAACAACACACAAGAUUAUGAAAUAAAAACAUCUAUCAGCGUUAUUCAAGAAGUCAAAACAAUCAGUGAACCAGACGAGGGUGAGAACCAGGCCCAGGCGUCGGCGGCUCCACCUGACCGUGCCGGAAAGAAUGUCGUGGUUUCUUCCCAUCAUGACAACAAACCAAGGGAGACGACCCCGUGGCUGUUGACCCAGGAGUUGCCUGGCGUGGGUCACCUGGCGCAGCCGGUGCUGGAGAUUACUGUGGACGCGAAGGUGCACUACAAUACCACCUGGCACAGCCACCCCACCCCCAUCCUUACCUUCAAGCCACUAGGCCAGCUGGGCAACACCAUGGGUGUGUACGCCAGCGUCUGGUCCGCCGGUAGGGUCUAUGACACGCCAGUGUUCAUGGAGGAGGAAGUUGCAGAGAUGUUACGGCCAAUGUUCCCUCACCUCACCAUGUCCCCGCUGCCUGUGCGGAUGGUGGGGGGGUCGUGGUUGUAUGUGGGGCGAGGGUCCCCGACGCUCACAAACUACAAGUCCUUACAAGAGGCCGCCGCUGGGUUGAGGGGGGCCAGAGCCAUAGUGGUGGAUGGUUACCCCUUCGAGAUGCAGAUCUUCAACGCCUUCAGGGAUGAUCUGCUCGAGGAAUUCACUUUCAGCCACAAACUGCGGCAGCAGGCCCAAGAGCACCUACACGUCGUUGCCGCCGCCAGAGACAAACCCACUAGCUUCGUGGGUGUUCACAUACGACGCACCGAUUUCGCUGCUGCCUUCCAGCGUAUGUUCAUGAUCGCCGGGCCUGGCCAGGACUACCUGAGGCGCGCCCUUGAUUUCUACCGUCAGCGCCUCCCACGGGUGACGUUUGUGGUGGCGUCAGAUGAUGUGGACUACGCGGUGGUGGUGUUGGGUGACGAGCAGGACGUGGUCUUUGCUCCAGGUAUGCCGCGGGAGCUGGACUUGGCGGUACUGGCAGCCUGCAACCACACCAUCAUAACGUUGGGCAGUUACGGAUUCUGGGCGGGCUACCUCUCAGGCGGCACCGUCGUCUACCCGGACCUCAAGCCCAGAAUGAACGAAUACUCCUUCUCCCAGGCCUACUUAGAAAGAGCCAACCUCACCCAGUUCAUUCCCCUCCCACCCUGAGUGCCUCUCCAGAUUAGGUCAACCUUUGAUGGAGGCUCAGGUUGCUGGGUUCUCUGGAACUGAGAGACGUGGAAAUAAAAAUAUAUAAGGUCAAUAAAACUGACUUGGUUGUGGAUAUACAGUACUGUUAAAUAUGUGGUGGAGGAGGUUGCGGGAGUCUACCAACAAGCUCCCGGGGCUCGGUAACAGUUGCCUCACACAGAUGGUGACUGUUUACGUCGAGUGUGAGCAAGAUCGUGAGAGUAAUAUCAGUAACUCAAGAGAUUUAAUGUUAAUGUCUCGACAGUCAGAGGGCGACUGUUAGAAGUAGUCUGUAUUGACCGUUGAGUAUACUGACUUGGAAGUGUACUGACUGUUGGUAGUAUAAGUAAAGUGCAUUGACUGCUGGAAAAGUAACUAAGCCAUGUUGACUGGUGGAAAUAAAUCACUGUCUAUUGUAAUGAACAGCAAGUCUCAAAAAUCACAUGCCAGCAUCACAGUGAAACGUGCCGACUAACGCCACCAAGGUGUAAGACUUGAGCGGUACGCCUUAUUGUGACCAUUUUCCAUACUGUGUCGUUCUUCUAAAGUUUAUACAAAGAACCAUAUUUAAUAAGAGAACUGGAGGCAAUAUUUAUGUACAAAAAUUUUACACACACACACACACACAAAUAUAUAUAUAUAUAUAUCUUGAUA